Rubroshorea leprosula is the source of this 1285-nucleotide messenger RNA. The record is from the annotation of a GenBank genome assembly. Lineage: Eukaryota; Viridiplantae; Streptophyta; Magnoliopsida; Malvales; Dipterocarpaceae.
AUCCACGCUCAUAAACAAACAACGCCUGAAGAUUCAAAGAAACCACUCUUAACGCGAAACAAAUCAAGUAACUUCUCCCCUUCUCCCCCUACUUUUGAUUGCGAAGAUGAUGGAGUCGGAUCAUUUAUUGUUGAUCGGCGAGGAAUGCGGAGAGAAAUUGGGGGAAAUGGCGCGAAUGAACAGGAGUUUGGAUGUGGAGAGCGGGGAGUCGUCGACGGAGGAGGUGGAGGUGGAGUCGCCGAGAUCGGUGGUGGUGAAGAAGAAGGUAGAGUGGGUGCACAGCCAGGUCUUGAGGAUAAGAGAGGAGGAAUCGCAUCUUGGAGAGGAUUUCCUCAGUGAUCUUAGGGGACUGAGCGGUAAAGAUAGCAAGACUGUCGUCGGUGGCUCUCCUAAGCGGCAUCGUGUGAACGUGGUGGUCUUCUCGAGGCCGAUCUUGCCUUGCUCGCCUCUCAGCGGCAAGAACACAGUCAAGGCGUUGCACUGAAACAAUUAAUCUUAUCUAUCAAUGGAUCGAACGAGGUCUGCUUUCUUUUUUCCUUCUCCAAGCUUCUUGUUAAUUUCUUGAAUAAAAUUUGAUCGUUUUAUGUGUUCUCCUUUGAACUCUCAGAAAUUCUGAUCGAUGUCAAGACUUUUUCCAUAGUAUCUGGAAACACCAAAACCAUAAUCUUUUCCUAGCAACCAAACGGUAGAUAGGAGAUUGAUUUGCCUUUUGUUUUCAAUUAGCUUGUUCUCGUUGAAAUAUGUUGUCUAUUGCGUUCUGGAUUGUAAAACAGAAAUUUUCUUUGAAGAUUACAGAAACUUAUUAUUAUAACAUCAUGUUAAGAUAUUGAAAAUAUGGAAAUUUAAUGUUCUGAGGUUGCUGAUAUGGAUAUUUUUGGUUAAAUAUUUUGGCAGGAUCAAGUAGUAGAUCAAAUAGCAAAGAGAGGAGCUGCAGUUUAAUGUUUAGUGAGAGGAAGUUGCAUUUUGCUUCUUCUUCCUUUUUUUUUUUUAAUUUUUUUCUGUAGGGGAGUCCUUUAUCUCUGUAGAUGGCUCAUGUAUAGUCUUCCAACAAGAACACAAAAUACAAAGAAUCUGCAUUUUGCAUACAGCUUCUCUUCGCACUUUAUUUUGUGUUCUUUUCCCCUUAUAUUCCUGCUCUUUACAAUAUUAGUCUUUCUUCCAUUUACAUUUUUGAUUUUUCAGUUGGGAAUGGCACUAUUGUCACGAAGCAAGGUGUUUGGGAGAACCCUUUUCCCAAAUCCUUUGGUGGAUGUUUGAACAUGGAUACCCCAGCCCGAAUCAGUGA